UGGGGCGUGGCUUCGAUGACGUCGAUAGUGGGCGUGGUCCUAGAUGACGUCGGCGCGUGGGCGUGUCCGCGCCUGCGCGUUGCGCCCCGAGGCUCGCCGGGCGGCGGGGCGGCUCCCGGCGGGGCGGUGACGUCAGACGGCCCCCGCCGUGCGGGCCGGGUGACGUCAGACGACCGGAAGUUGAGGCGGGGCGGCGGCGGGGCCCGGCCCGGCGUCUCCCGGAGCCUCCGCCGGUGUCGGGGCAUCGGCAUGGGGUCGGGCGGGGGCGGCGAGUUCGGGGCGGCGCUGCGCAAGUUCAAGCUGGUGUUCCUCGGGGAGCAGAGCGUGGGGAAGACGUCCCUGAUCACCCGCUUCAUGUACGACAGCUUCGACAACACCUACCAGGCCACCAUCGGCAUCGACUUCCUGUCGAAGACCAUGUACCUGGAAGACCGCACGAUCCGGCUCCAGCUGUGGGACACGGCCGGGCAGGAGCGCUUCCGCAGCCUCAUCCCCAGCUACAUCCGAGACUCCACCAUCGCCGUCGUCGUCUACGACAUCACAAACCUCAACUCCUUCCAGCAGACCAGCAAGUGGGUGGAAGACGUGCGGACGGAGAGGGGAGGGGACGUCAUCAUCAUGCUGGUGGGGAACAAGACCGACCUGGCGGACAAGAGGCAAAUCACCCCAGAGGAGGGUGAGCAGAGAGCCAGAGAUCUCAACGUCAUGUUUAUCGAGACCAGCGCCAAGACCGGCUACAAUGUCAAACAGCUGUUCCGGCGAGUGGCCGCAGCCCUGCCCGGGAUGGACAGCGCGCCCGACCGCGGCAAAGACCACAUGAUUGACAUCAAGCUGGAAAAGCCCCCAGAGUCUCCUGUCCUAGAGGGGGGCUGCUCCUGCUGACUGCCCCCACCCCACCCACCCCUCUAUUUAUUGCCCCCCCCACCCCCCGGCACCUCCUCCGGGCCAGGCCUGCCUCACCCUCCCCAUUUCGCCCAGCCCGGUCCAGCUGUGGCCCUUUUAGGACGCCCCCCUCGUCUCAUCUCUCUCCCGCCCAGCUCCGUCCUCGAUCUCUCCCUCUGUGGUGUCUCUCCCGCCCCCCUCCCCCCCCAGCCCUAUCUCUCUCCCUCUCUGGUGUCUCUCAUCUCUCCCUCUCAGCUCUGUC
Messenger RNA from Ornithorhynchus anatinus (platypus), 1144 nucleotides. It is a transcript of the gene RAB41, whose product is annotated as RAB41, member RAS oncogene family. Gene Ontology annotation, molecular function: GTPase activity; GTP binding. Lineage: Eukaryota; Metazoa; Chordata; Mammalia; Monotremata; Ornithorhynchidae. The transcript is spliced from 8 exons. The record is from RefSeq and is a predicted model, not a curated record. The coding region runs from base 16 to 882 and encodes 288 amino acids.